Zootoca vivipara (common lizard) is the source of this 1810-nucleotide messenger RNA. The record is from RefSeq and is a predicted model, not a curated record. NCBI's taxonomy places the organism in Eukaryota, Metazoa, Chordata, Lepidosauria, Squamata, Lacertidae.
ACCCCUUGCAGCACACAGAAAGAAAUCCGUCUGAGUUUGCAGAGCCUGGAGAAGAAGCCUGACCAUGGAAGGGCAACGGCUGUCAUCCUACGGAAGGCGUUUCGGCGCACAGACUUCCUCCAUCCACCACGCCUUGAGGUUCUCGCCAGGGCGCAGGUACCUGUCUUCAGGUCCUGGCACUCGGCUCUCCGUCACCAAGCUGAAGACCUCCAGCCUCAGCUUCCGUGCCGGCCCCAAGUUCUCCCCGGACAAGGUGGAUUUUUCCCUGGCUGAUGCCCUCAACACCGAAUUCAAGGAGACCCGCACCAAUGAGAAGGUGGAGAUGAUGGAGCUGAACGAUCGCUUUGCCAGCUACAUAGAGAAGGUCCGGUUCCUGGAGCAGCAGAACAAAGUCCUGGUGGCAGAGCUCAACCAAAUCCAAGACAAGGAGCCCACCAAGUUGGCCGAUAUCUACCAGGAGGAGGUGAGGGACCUCCGCCACCAGGUCGACCAGCUCACCAACUCCAAGGCCCGUCUGGAGAUCGAGAGAGACAACCUGCUGGAGGACCUCAACAAUCUCCGGCAAAAGUUACAGGACGAGAUUAAUCUGCGCCUUGAAGCUGAGAACAAUUUGUCUUCCUACCGACAGGACGUUGAUGAUGCUGCGUUGGCCCGAAUAGACCUGGAACGCAAAAUUGAAUCCCUGCAGGAGGAGAUCAACUUCCUAAAGAAGAUCCAUGAGGAGGAGCUUCAGGAGCUGCAGGAGCAGCUGCAGCAGCAGCAAGUCCACAUCGAGAUGGACAUGGCCAAGCCGGACUUGACAUCUGCCUUGCGCGAGAUCCGCAUCCAGUACGAGUCCAUGGCCUCAAACAACAUGCAUGAGACUGAAGAAUGGUACAAGUCUAAGUUUGCAGACCUGACCGAUGCAGCGGCACGAAACAUCGAGGCCCUGCGUCUCGCCAAGCAAGAAGCCAACGAGUACCGCCGGCAGCUGCAGUCCCUCACCUGUGACCUGGAGUCCCUGAGGGGAUCGAACGAAUCUCUGGAGAGGCAGCUGAGGGAGAUGGAAGACCGCUACGCCCUCGACACUGCCGCCUACCAGGACACAGUGAUUCGGCUGGAAGAAGACACCCGCAGCCUCAAAGAGGAAAUGGCUCGUCACCUCCAGGAAUACCAGGACCUCCUCAAUGUCAAGCUGGCUUUAGAUAUUGAGAUUGCCACCUACCGCAAACUCUUGGAGGGGGAGGAAAGCAGGAUCACCAUUCCAGUGCAGACCUUCUCCAACCUUCAGAUCCGAGAGACCAGCCUGGACACAAAGUCAGUUUCUGAGGCCCACCUGAAGAGGAGUAUUGUGGUCAAAACAGUGGAGACAAGAGAUGGAGAGGUGAUCAAGGAGUCAACCCAGGAGCACAAGGAAGUGGUGUGAAGCCAGCGGCUGCGAAGUAAAAGCCACACUAGCGGAGGGAGGGAGGAGACGCCUGUAGCUGUAGGAUGCUAGGAGAAGCUUGCCUCCCUUUCUGACGCUUCAAGCCUAUGGCCCCCAAACAGCUCUGCACACCGAAUAUGCUGCUGCUACGAGGGGUGGGAAACAUUUGCAAAUUUAACUAUUGCUGAGAAAGUAUAACCGGCUGCUGCCUCUUGGGCCUCAGUUGCCUGGUGCUUCAGGUGGGGUUUGGGACCCACCCCCGCUUUCUCGCAUCUUGUAUGCUUCCCUCACUGUGUCCAAAUGAGGCACCGUGUUUAGACUGGGCUGUAGCUCUCCUAGAUGUUAUCCGCCUUGGGCUUAACACCAAAACCUGCUGCUUCUCAAUAAACCUACUAAUGAAUAGGA